This is a messenger RNA of Chenopodium quinoa (quinoa), 1615 nucleotides long. RefSeq names its product glutathione transferase GST 23-like. The record is from RefSeq and is a predicted model, not a curated record. NCBI's taxonomy places the organism in Eukaryota, Viridiplantae, Streptophyta, Magnoliopsida, Caryophyllales, Amaranthaceae. Gene Ontology annotation, molecular function: glutathione transferase activity. Gene Ontology annotation, biological process: glutathione metabolic process. Gene Ontology annotation, cellular component: cytoplasm.
ACAUUUAGUAGCUACUGGAUUAAAACCAGAAGUUAGUGUAUUAUCAGAGAUGUUUAACAUGAAAGCAAACCCGGAGUCCUAAUAAAACAUAAUCAAAGCAACUAAUUCUGGAUGUAAACCUGAAGAAGUCUCAAGCCUUACGCCUCAUAUUAAGCUUUGCAACUUUGCUUUCUGCUGAUAAACUAGUAAAUCGAUCCACCCAAAUAUACUUCGACGACAACAUUCUUCUGAACAUAAAUUUUCAGGGAUUAAGGGCAAUAUCUUCUCUAUUACUUCAGCAAAAAACUCAGUUAAGACUUAAGUAUAAAAUUCUUGAGCCGAUCAGAAAACACUUGAUUGUCACAUCAUUAGGGAAACUAGAUAACAAUAUAAGUGGUCCACAAAAUUGCAUCACCUAACCUAACUUUAACUUUAUUUAACAUCUUAAACGUCAGUUUCUUAAACCAAGAAAAUGCCCAGGCCAUAGAAAUAGUCAAAAAGAAACAGCAAUAAUAAAGCAGAACUUCCUACAACUUUCAGAUCAUAAGCUUUACCUUAAAAAAAGUUUGCAUUAACAAAUGCAAGAUUUCAUUUGAAUAAAUCCUCAAUUUCACCAACAGAAAUGAAGGAGGUUAAACUACUGGAAGUUUGGUCUAGUGUUUUUUGUCACAGAGUUAUUUGGGCUUUGAAACUCAAAGGCGUCGAGUAUGAUUAUACAGAAGAGGAUAUAGCAAACAAGAGUGAUGACCUUAUACGAUAUAACCCAGUGUAUCAGAGAAUACCAGUCCUCAUUCAUAAUGGAAAACCUAUAGCAGAAUCAAUUAUUAUUCUUGAGUACAUAGAUGAGGUUUGGCCUCAGAAUCCCCUGCUAUCAGCUGAUCCUUAUGAGAAGGCCGUGGCGCGAUUUUGGGCUAAAUUUCUAGAAGAUAAGAGCCCAACAUUCUAUUCUUAUUUCCGAGCUGUUGGGGAAGCUCAAGAGAAGCUUGCAAAAGAAGCUAAAGAACUACUCCAUGUAAUAGAAGACAAAGGGUUGGGAGAGAAGAAUUUUUUCAGUGGGAAUCAAAUUGGGUAUGCUGAUAUAUGCUUAGGAUGGAUUGCUUGCUGGUUAGAAUUAAUGCAAGAAGCAGCAGGAAUCAAACUACUGGAAUCUGAUGAAUUCCCCAGGUUACUGGCUUGGAGCAAGAGAUUUAAGGAAGUCCCAGAGAUCAAAGAGAGCCUACCAGAUAAUGAUAAGAUGUUGGCCUACUAUAGAGGGCUAAGAGAGCGAUUUACUGCAGCUCCAGCACCCUGAUUGAAGGAUAGUUUUUACCGAAUAAUGAAGUUCAUUUUUAAGAAUAAAUUAUUCUAGGCCAGUCGAAAGAAAGAAAGAGAUAGAAGACCACCAUCCAAAUUCCAUCCCGGUAAAAAGACUACCAACUAAAGGCGAAGAAGAGAAAGUGAGAGACAGAAGUAUCACUGACGGAAUCCUAGACAUCAGCUUCUUCAAAUGGAUUUUUAAACUGUCAUAUUUUACCUACUACUUGGUAUAGAUUGAUAUAUUCAAUAACUCAAUAAUUUACUUUCAUGUAAGAAUUGGUUUGAAAAUGUAUUGUGUGCUACCUUUGACAAAUCUAAUUAUUGCCUAAAAGUUUCAAUA